Messenger RNA from Strongylocentrotus purpuratus (purple sea urchin), 1584 nucleotides. RefSeq lists its product as uncharacterized. The coding region runs from base 1 to 1584 and encodes 527 amino acids. The record is from RefSeq and is a predicted model, not a curated record. Lineage: Eukaryota; Metazoa; Echinodermata; Echinoidea; Camarodonta; Strongylocentrotidae. The transcript is spliced from 3 exons.
AUGAUGUCAAACUUUGACAACUUGAAAGACACCAUGGACGACAAUACGGACGAGGAUCCAGGUUCAAACAUGGACCUGACCCAGACGAUGGAAUACUCUGUUGACAUCAGAGAAAUCACAAAACAUCGUAAAUCCCGUGAAUAUAAGAGUAAUCUAUACAGGUUUAAGGGCAGACUCAAGAGCCAAUUGGAGCGAGUCCGGAGAAAGCGCUUCGACAGUGAUGACUCGUCUGGUAAUGAAACUACUCUUGAAUGGCUGGAGAGAUUGCAGAGGAACAGGAGGCAGCGCCCUGCGAUCAUGCAACAAGGCAAUUCCGUGAAUGAUGACGAGGACGAAGAGAAGGGUAUCCAAGAGGACGCCUAUCAGAGGCAUGUCAAUUUCCAGUCUUCCGGCGGUUACAUUGAACAUGACAACAAUUUAAUCCAGAUGGAACGUCCAUACAUCAGUGAAUCCGAAUCUGAGCCUUGCCAGAAACUGAUAAGCAGAAGGGGUGACGAAGAGUCACAUCAAGGGAGCAAGACACUUCGCAUGUACAAAAAACAGGAAAUAGAUCAAACGGAAGGGUCAACCAGAGAGGAAGCGAUUCAGAUUGUUGAAAAGAAGCACUCUCCCCUUCCUCGAGAUCAUGGUAGGAAAAAGACAACCAGCACCACCCUAAACCACCUUGCUCCUGGAUCAUCAGCCAGUCAACAGCAAAACGGGGAUGUGAUGCCGGCUUCUGGCGCCGUGGAAGAAUCUGAGGACACCGAUGAAAUUCUUAGUCAUAUCCAACAGCUGUAUAUGGGUACACCUGAUCAAGUUUUAGCAGUACGUUCUCGAGAUAAUGACGAUGUUGCACUGCUGGAUGCCGAGACAGAACCUACAAAUGAAAAUGAAAAUGAAAAUUUUCGAGGUGAAGAUAAAAUUCCAUCGGAUGUAAAAAUGUUUGGGAAAAUGAAAAGCGGCAAGCGUCGUUUUGCAAAGAGAGCACACAGGAGGGCAUUUCCGCAAGCAACAUCUUCGAGCUCUGAAAACGACAAUGACAGUAAGGACAGUCUGGAAGUAAUGAUGAAGGAAUUAAAAGUCCUCAAGAAGGAGCAUGAUGAGUCUAGUUCCAGCACCGAUCCUGCUUCGUCACUCCUGCGCCGGCAAACUGUCCGACUGAUGAAACGAAUCUGUAAGCGGUCACGGGAAAACUCAGAAACUGGAGGUACUCAUGGUAAUGAAGAUACUUCCAAUGGGGUAACCUUCCUGCCAAGUAGAAAACGAGCGAGGAGAUCGACAUCUCCUGACAUUGAGGUAGAAGAGACCGUGAAAGCACACAUCAAGAAGUUUGAAAAGGGGACCACUUACAUCCGAAGAUAUUUUCAAAAGCGUCAUCGAAUCAAGCAUUUCUGCAAAUGUAAAGACAAAAAGGAGAAAACUGAUUCUGUAUUUGAUUCAAAGACAAAUGCAUUAGCCAGUGCAGCCAGUGAUCCAGUCAACCUCGAAAACACAGAAACUGAUUUGUCUACUUUUGCAAUCCAGCAAGUAGAUGCUCGAGAUGUGACAUUGAAUUUACACUUUACAAAUUCAUCGACAGUCACAGUGGCCUACGGUAUAUGA